CCCGGGUCCGACUGCCCCGAGAGUCCGCGUCCGCCGCCGCCAGCGCUCCCUCGCCCCCGCCCCUUCUAGACCCUCCCCCAGUCACCGCGGUCUGGCAGCGCCUGGCCGGCGGCCCGCAGGCGGGCCGCCCUCCUCGCCCGUAGCCCACCCCCCCUCUUAAAGCAGCGGCGGGAAGAUGAGGUUUCGGGAGCCACUUCUGGGCGGCAGCGCCGCGAUGCCCGGCGCGUCCCUACAGCGGGCCUGCCGCCUGCUCGUGGCCGUCUGCGCGCUGCACCUCGGCGUCACCCUCGUCUACUACCUGGCCGGUCGCGACCUAAGACGCUUGCCCCAGCUUGUCGGAGUCUCUACACCGCUGCAGGGCGGCUCGAACGGCGCCACCUCCAGCGGGCAGACCUCCGGGGAGCUCCGGCCCGGCGGGGCCCGACCGCCGCCUCCUUUAGGCGUCUCCUCUGAGCCUCGCCCGGGUCUCGACUCCAGCGCUGGUGCAAAUUCUGGCCCUGGCCUCGCGAGCAACUUGACUUCGGCUCCAGUGUCCUCCACAGCACUGUCGCUGCUUGCUUGCCCUGAAGAGUCCCCGUUGCUCGUUGGCCCCAUGCUGAUUGAAUUUAACAUUCCUGUGGAUCUGGAGAUUUUGGCAAAGAGGAACCCAGAGGUAAAGGUGGGUGGCCGUUACACCCCCAAGGACUGCAUCUCUCCUCACAAGGUGGCCAUCAUUAUUCCAUUCCGCAACCGGCAGGAGCAUCUCAAAUAUUGGCUGUAUUACUUGCACCCAGUCCUACAGCGCCAGCAGCUGGAUUAUGGCAUUUAUGUUAUCAACCAGGCUGGAGACACCAUGUUCAAUCGUGCGAAGCUCCUCAAUAUUGGUUUUCUAGAAGCCCUGAAGGACUAUGACUACAACUGCUUUGUGUUUAGUGAUGUAGACCUCAUUCCAAUGGAUGACCACAAUGCCUACAGGUGUUUCUCACAGCCGCGGCACAUUUCAGUUGCAAUGGACAAGUUUGGAUUUAGCCUACCUUAUGUUCAGUAUUUUGGAGGUGUCUCUGCUCUAAGUAAACAACAGUUUCUGACCAUCAAUGGAUUUCCUAAUAAUUAUUGGGGCUGGGGAGGAGAAGAUGAUGACAUCUUUAACAGAUUAGUUUUUAGAGGAAUGUCUAUAUCUCGCCCAAAUGCUGUGAUCGGGAGGUGUCGCAUGAUCCGACACAUGAGAGACAAGAAAAAUGAACCUAAUCCUCAGAGGUUUGACCGAAUUGCACACACAAGGGAUACAAUGCGCUUUGAUGGUUUGAACUCACUCACCUACCAGGUGUUGGACGUACAGAGAUACCCAUUGUAUACCAAAAUCACAGUGGACAUUGGUACACCAAGCUAGCAUCUUGGUGCAAAUAAGAGACCUGAAAAUGGCCAGGGACCACUGCUGUGUCUUGGCCAGUCUACUGGGCUGGUCCCUCUCAUUUGUACAAUCUGAGUGAUAGGUCCCCUCACUCAUCAUUCAGAUGCCUUUCCAGAUGACCAGGACAAGUGGAAUAUUUUGCCCCCAACUUGGCUCGGCAUGUGACUUCUUAGCUGUACAAGGUGUUUGUCAGUGUAGAAACUGUCAGCCUUUGGGUGCUUCUUGACACUUUCACAAUGUCACCCCAAAGAGUCAGAACUGUUUGCAGCUUGUUCCCACUGAUAAAAUGACUAAAUUAUGAAAUGGGUAAGAAUUUUGCUUUAAAUUGUGGUGAAUUUCAUGAAUUACUUCAUGAAAAAUUAGAAACUGCUGCUGAAAUUGGAUUGAUAUGAUAUUAUUUGACAGUGUUUUAAUAGAAAAACAAAAUUUCAACCAGUUUCAUGUUAUGCGCCCCCCCCCACUUCUUUUCAGUGGUGUGCAACUAUCACUCUGUGUGUGUGUGUGUGUGUGUGUGUGUGUGUGUGUGUGUGUGUGUCUUAGCAAAAGAAUUUUAAAACUUGAGCCUUGAACCUUUUGUCCUGCUAAUGUGUGAAUUCCAAGGCAACUUUAAGCCAUCAGAGCGAAACCUUGGGGGUUCUCACUUACAGUGGCCUAUCUCCAGAUUGUCUGGUUUCUGAAUGUAAAGAUUUUUUUUAAGCAGCUUGUAGUAUUUUAAAGAACGAAAAAAAAUCAAGUUCUAAUUAUGAUCUAGCUUGAUUUUGUGUUGAUCCAAAUUUGCAUAGCUGUUUAGUGUUAAGUCAUGACAAUUUAUUUUUCUGGGCAUGCUAUGUAAACUUGAAUUUCCUAUGUAUUUUUAUUGUGGUGUUUUAAAUGUAGGGAGGGAAUCAAGC
This is a messenger RNA of Sciurus carolinensis (gray squirrel), 2280 nucleotides long. It is a transcript of the gene B4galt1, whose product is annotated as beta-1,4-galactosyltransferase 1. Bases 176 to 1369 code for a protein of 397 amino acids. The transcript has 6 exons. The record is from RefSeq and is a predicted model, not a curated record. NCBI's taxonomy places the organism in Eukaryota, Metazoa, Chordata, Mammalia, Rodentia, Sciuridae. Gene Ontology annotation, molecular function: cytoskeletal protein binding; beta-N-acetylglucosaminylglycopeptide beta-1,4-galactosyltransferase activity. Gene Ontology annotation, biological process: carbohydrate metabolic process; protein N-linked glycosylation.